This is a messenger RNA of Effrenium voratum, 226 nucleotides long. NCBI's taxonomy places the organism in Eukaryota, Dinophyceae, Suessiales, Symbiodiniaceae. The record is from the annotation of a GenBank genome assembly.
GAAGUACUUCCGGAAGGACUGCUUUCCGGAGCUCAGUCUGCGCGAGGCCUUGGCUUGGCUGCUGGCCGUGGCUGAGUCGUCGCCCGAGCUGAUGCGGAGCUUGGGGGCGCCUGAGGGCCUGGACGCCUGCCGAGACGUUUUAGCAGGAGGAACAGUUCCGGCGCCUGAGCAACGCGCUCGAGAAGCUGCAGGAUUACGGCCUUGGGCUGCCUGUGGUGAAGGUUGA